UGCGGGGUAAGGAGCUCGGAAAUGCCGGCGUUCGGCGAUCGGUCCCUUCGCCCGGCCGCUCCCUGACGGCUACUUGUUCGGGGAUGUUGAUGUGCCCGUCAGAAUCGGGAUGGUGCGCGGCCGCCAUGCCGAUACUCGCGGUGGUUGGCGCCGUAGUAAAUGGGAUUGUCCAGAAUCAGUUCCUGUGUCAAUAGAGUCUCAGAUGAACAAUUUUUCAGUCACAAUGCCACAAAGUGGAGGUCUCCCAGGCUCUGCAACAGGCAGCCAUUCUUCUCAGUCUUCAUCAGAUGCAUUAGAUGCAGCUUCUGCUGCAGCUGCCAGGAUUAAUGCUAUGUUGAUGGCAAAAGGGAAACUGAAGUUACCACAGACUCCAAGUAACAGAUCAAAGUCUUCAAAGUCAUCAUCCCAUCAAAAGAACAAAGAUGAUAUGGUGGUUGCUGAAAUUGAAAUUAAUGAUGUUCCUAUUGUAUGUAGAAAUUUACUUACAAGAGGUCAUACUCAAGAUGAAAUAAACAAAAUUAGUGGAGCUGCUGUUUCAACCAGGGGGCGAUUCAUGAAUGCAGAUGAGAAACAAAUGGCACUACAAGGGGAUCGACCCCUCUACCUUUGCAUACAGGCACAGACGCAGAAGAGUGUGGACAGGGCUGUGAACAGGAUUAAAGAGAUCAUUGGUGAAGCGCUAGCAAAAGAAGCCAUUAAACAGCCACUUCCACCAGUAGUGACCUCUACUGCAAGAAGCAGUCCGAUGACUGCACAUAACUCUCCAUUUAGCACUUUGCCUCAGUUACAGCCAGGGAUGCAUUUUGUUCAGGACAAAAUAUUUGUAGGUUUAGAGCAUGCUCCUCCAAAUUUCAAUGCAAAAGAAAAAGUGGAGGGCCCAGGAGGGUCAUUUCUGCAGCAUAUUCAGAAUGAAACAGGAGCCAAAGUUCACCUGCGGGGCAAAGGGUCAGGGUUCAUUGAGCCAACAUCUGGAAGGGAGGCAUUUGAACCAAUGUAUAUUUAUAUCACUCAUCCUAAACCAGAAGGUUUGGCAUCGGCAAAAACACUGUGUGAAAACUUGCUUCAGACGGUAUAUGCAGAGUAUACCAGAUACCAAAGCCAGAUUACAACAGGAAUGGGCCCACCAUCAGUUUAUUCCAUGGUGACACCGUCUCCAGGUAUUGGUCCUGCCCAGAAUCCUAUUUCUGUUUUACCUCCAGUGAUGACAUCACAGCCAUAUCCCAUUCAACCUCAGACAUCUGUCCCAUACACAUUUACAAACACAAAUGCACAGUUUACUACGCAGCAAUUUAGGCAGCCUCUUCCGACAUCUUACACUACUGGAAUGCCUACAGAGAUGUCUCAGAACCAAGUGGUAUCAGGGAUUGUGAAUCAAGGAUCGCAGAACAACUUUCAAAUGCCACAACCGAUGCCAGGACCUUGUUAUACACCACAGCCUUUGCAACAAACUGGAACAAGUUUACAACAGGUUCAAUCUGUAAACUCCACCCCCAUGCCGCUCUCCAUGUCCAGUUCAGAGUAUCAGUUCCAGGCAGCAGGUACCAGUAACCCAAUGCCACCGCCUGGACCGCAGAAGAGACGCUUUACGGAAGAACGAGCAGCAAAUGCACCAGAGGGGCUCCUUGGAUAUAGGCACGGACCAUUUCACUUGACUAAUCUAGGUACUAGGAGCAGUCAGGAUAUGGGAUCUGGGUUGAAGAUAGCUGCUGAUUCUAUCCUCUUUGGAAGAGGAAGAGAAAGGCAGCUGAUGCCCCUGCUGUCCAACCAUGGAGAUCGUUCUGAAAUGCCAAAGACCUCAAUGCAUAUGUUACGUUCUUUAAACAUGCAAGGUCAUGUCUCUCCAAGCCAUAAGCGACACAAGACUAGCGAUAGCCUAUGUGCAUUGGCACAGUACGGUGAAGAUUCUUCAGAUGAGGAAGAUGACCGUCAUAAACGAGGUGGGAGAUACCGAACUUCUGGAAAUGCAUCACGCAAUAUGUAUCACCCCUACUUUCAGCACUCUAUCCACCGUCCUCCUCCUCAUCACCAUCAACAACAUCAUCGUCAGCAGCAGCAACAUGGCAUACCGAGGUCCCACAAUUCCAUGCCCUUCUGGAUGGCACCCAACUAAUACUAAAAAUGUUGUAAAUGUAUUUUUGUCAAUGUUCUCUUCACCAUGUGCAGCUAAACCACGUGUUCAAAAGAGCCUGUAUGUGCUAGGUGUGGUAAUAUUACCUAAUAUACCAGCACUCCUGGAAUUAAUUUUGAUGGACCACCAUAAUCAAAUGGCUGACUGCAACAGUGGACAAUGGACUCGUGCAGGGUGCAGAAACUUGUGAAGAACCAUAUUAUUGGCAUUUUUUUGUUACAACACUGCAUAAGCUGCAAUAACUUGAAGAGUAAAUUCACAUUACCUUCAACAUACAAAUUCCAGAAGUGAGGACAUAGUGACAACCACCGCUUUCCCCACUGGUACUUUGCAGAAGCAUGAUUCAUGCAUCAACCUUUUAUGUUGUAAUGGGCAAGAAUUUUAGUGUAUUAAAUACAGCUGUAAAAUAAAAGUAUGU
Molecule: messenger RNA, 2546 nt
Organism: Pristis pectinata (smalltooth sawfish)
Lineage: Eukaryota; Metazoa; Chordata; Chondrichthyes; Rhinopristiformes; Pristidae
Product: KH homology domain-containing protein 4-like
Exons: 14
Coding region: 110-2110 (666 amino acids)
Cellular component (GO): nucleus
Molecular function (GO): RNA binding
Source: RefSeq, a predicted model, not a curated record